Messenger RNA from Echinostoma caproni, 159 nucleotides. The record is from the annotation of a GenBank genome assembly. Lineage: Eukaryota; Metazoa; Platyhelminthes; Trematoda; Plagiorchiida; Echinostomatidae.
UUGCAGUGUCGUGGCAACGAGGAAAUUGUCCUCAUUACCGACACGUGCGACUAUCUUAUCUGCAAUCGACGCAGCUUAGUCGAUUUGAGAAAUCUUCCAGCAGAGCCGUCAUUGUCGGUUGGACGUGACUUGGCAACGUCUCGAGCCACAGCUCUCUGA